AUGAUCUUUUCACAAGCUAUUUUACACUCAAUCUUAUUCACUGUUUUGGCUCAAGGUGCAAUCAUUCCAACUGAUUUAAGUUCUGCUCCAACACCAUCAAAUUUAGGCUUUGAUCUAUUACAAGCACCAUCAGAUAUUCCAUCUGCUUCAAAUGCCGGUUCAUACCCAUCAGCUGCUCUAGGUUCAGCUCCAUCAUCACAACCAUCAGAAGCUGUUCCUUCAGAUGCAGGACUAUCACAACAAGCAAGCCCAACUGGUUUACAAAGAAGAGAUGAAUUACCAUCUGAAUCAACUCCACCAUCAUCAGAUGCUGCAGCUCCAUCAGAAGCAGCUUCAUUAGCUCAACAACCAUCAGAAGCUCCAUCAGAAGCAGCUUCAUUAGCUCAACAACCAUCAGAAGCUCCAUCAGAAGCUCCAUCACAAGCAAUUCCAUCAGCAGCAAUUCCAUCAGAAUCUGGUUCAGCUCCAUCAGAAGCUCCAUCAGAAGGAGUUCCAUCAGAAGCAGGUCCAGCACCAUCAGAAGCACCAUCAGCAGCUCAAUCAGAAGCAGUGGCACCAUCUCAAGCUGCUUCAGCAGCAGCUCCACCCCCAUCAGAUGCGGUAGUUCCAUUGAAUGGAAGUUCAGCAGCAGCUCCACCACCAUCAGAUGCGGUAGUUCCGUUAGAUGAAAGCUCAGCAGCAGCUCCAUCAGAAGCUCCAUCAGAAGCUCCAUCAGCAGCUCCAUCAGCAGCUCCAUCAGAAGCAGUCUCAGCUCCAUCAGAAGCAGUCUCAGCUCCAUCACAAGCAGCUCCAUCACCAUCAGCAGCAAUUACUUCAGAAGCAGGCUCAGGUACUCCACCACCAUCAGAAGCCCCAGAAAUAUCAGGUCAAAGCGCAGCUAUUGAACAAACACCAACAUCAUCUGCUUAG
This is a messenger RNA of Hansenula ciferrii, 909 nucleotides long. RefSeq lists its product as uncharacterized. The coding region runs from base 1 to 909 and encodes 302 amino acids. NCBI's taxonomy places the organism in Eukaryota, Fungi, Ascomycota, Saccharomycetes, Phaffomycetales, Wickerhamomycetaceae. The record is from RefSeq and is a predicted model, not a curated record. The transcript has a single exon.